Molecule: messenger RNA, 909 nt
Organism: Microthlaspi erraticum
Lineage: Eukaryota; Viridiplantae; Streptophyta; Magnoliopsida; Brassicales; Brassicaceae
Source: the annotation of a GenBank genome assembly
AUGAUGAGGAGAUCCUUUGCGAUUGCAUCGACAGCGAACAGAUUUGUUCAUCGGAGUCUUCUGGAGAAAGGUAAUCCUGGAACUGCUUCUCCCUCGUUUCCCUUUGCGGUUUGCUGCUGGGAACGAGCUUUCUCUGCUCUCUCUGCUUUAGCUGUUCUUGGGAAGAUGAUGAAACUUGGGUAUGAGCCCAGCAUUGUCACGCUUUCUCGCUUCUCAAUGGUUUCUGUCACGGGAAUAGGAUCUCAGAUGCAGUCUCUCUGCUUGAUCAAAUGGUGGAAUUGGGAUAUAAACCUGAUACGUCACAUUCAACACUCUAAUCCAUGGACUUUUUCUCCACAACAAAGUCUGAAGCGAGAGGUGAGACUGAUGGCUUUAAAGCUUCUUAAGAAGAUGGAGGAAGAGAAAAUAGAGGCAGAUGUUGUAAUCUACAACACAGUCAUUGAUGGUCUCUGCAAAUACAGCAUCCGGAUGAUGCUCUCAACCUUAUUAAUGAGAUGGAGAACAAAGGAAAGGUUUAAAGGAGGAAGCAACGCCUUGUUCAGGAAAAUGAAAGAAGAUGGGCCUCUCCCAAAUAGCGGUGUUUAUAAUACGCUGAUCAGGGCACGCCUUAGAGAUGGUGAUAAAGCCGCAUCAGCAGAACUCAUCAACGAAAUGAAGAGCUGCGGUUUUGCUGCAGAUGCUUCGACCUUUGGCUUGGUUCUUUUCCCAUGCUUUGAGAGAUUCCAAUGGCGUAUUUGCCUCUGCAGAUGGAACAAAGCAAGAUACCACUCGAUCAAAGCAAAGACAACUCGUUUUAAGAUGGAGCUCACUGACUCGGAGAAGCUGCAUAUCUCGAGUGUUUCCAAGAAACAUGUUGCUCAUACAAGCUGGAAACAGCUGUCUGAAGUAGAGAAACAGGUGAAGCUUUGA